Molecule: messenger RNA, 3516 nt
Organism: Prunus avium (sweet cherry)
Lineage: Eukaryota; Viridiplantae; Streptophyta; Magnoliopsida; Rosales; Rosaceae
Product: U-box domain-containing protein
Biological process (GO): ERAD pathway; protein polyubiquitination; ubiquitin-dependent protein catabolic process
Cellular component (GO): nucleus; cytoplasm; ubiquitin ligase complex
Molecular function (GO): ubiquitin-ubiquitin ligase activity
Source: RefSeq, a predicted model, not a curated record
AGUAACUCCUAAGUCGUCCCAAAUUGUUCUAAGUCGCAGACCAUCAAAACCUCUGUGUUGUUGUUUCACAAUGGCCACUGCUCCCAUCUGUUUAUCUCACUAAAAACUCUAGCUUGUUCUUCCAUCAUCACAAUAAAGCCAAAAUCCAGAUACCCAUCUGUUUGUUUCUCGGGAAAAUCCCACAGGGAGAGAGCCCAGAUUGGUAUAUCUUCCAUUCUAGAGAAGAAAAAAUGGCGACCCCGAAACCCCAGAGGUCCCAGGAGGAGUUGGAGGACAUAGUCCUCCGGAAAAUCUUUCUCGUAUCGCUGACCGAUUCCUCCGAAUCCGAUUCCCGAAUCGUUUACUUGGAGAUGACUGCAGCAGAGAUUCUGAGCGAGGGCAAAGAGAUGAGGCUCACUCGGGACCUCAUGGAAUCGAUUCUAGUUGAUCGGCUUUCGGGCGAUUUUGCCUCUGCUGAACCGCCUUUCCAGUACCUCAUCGGGUGCUACAAACGGGCUUAUGACGAGGGUAAGAAAAUAGCUGCGAUGAAAGAUAAGAACUUGAGGUCUGAAUUGGAAUCUGUGGUUAGACAAGCCAAGAAGCUAUCGGUUUCGUAUUGUAGGAUUCAUUUGGGGAACCCGGAUUCGUUUUCCAACCCGAAUAAGUCAAAUGCGUCGCCUUUAUUGCCCUUGAUUUUUUCAGAGGGUGGGGGCUCAGUUGAUGGGUUUGGAGGUAGUGGUAGUGGUGGGGGAAUCCAGUGCCCACCUGGGUUUUUGGAUGAGUUCUUCACGGACCCGGAUUUCGAUAGCUUGGACCCGAUUUUGAAAGGGUUGUAUGAGGAACUUAGGGAGAUUGUGCUUAAGGUUUCGGCCCUCGGAAACUUCCAGCAGCCAUUGAGGGCUCUGUAUUUUUUGGUUAAGUUACCAGUUGGUGCAAGGUCUCUUGUCAAUCACCCUUGGUGGAUUCCCAAAGGGGUAUACUUGAAUGGGCGAGUUAUUGAAAGGACUAGCAUUUUAGGUCCUUUCUUCCAUGUCAGUGCUCUGCCGGAUCAUCCAAUUUUCAAGAGCCAGCCUGAUGUCGGGCAGCAGUGCUUUUCAGAAGCUUCAACUCGGCGACCAGCUGAUCUGCUCUCUUCAUUCACCACAAUUAAGACAGUCAUGAAUAAUUUAUAUGAUGGCCUUGCCGAAGUUCUUCUCUUACUUCUGAAAAAUGCAGACACCCGUGAGAAUGUUCUUGAGUAUCUUGCAGAGGUGAUCAAUAAAAACUCAUCAAGGGCUCAUAUUCAGGUGGAUCCUCUUUCAUGUGCAAGUUCAGGCAUGUUUGUCAAUCUCAGUGCUGUCAUGCUUCGUCUUUGUGAGCCGUUUUUAGAUGCAAACUUAACAAAAAGGGACAAAAUUGAUCCAAAAUAUGUAUUUUACAGUAACCGUCUGGAGUUAAGAGGGUUGACUGCACUACAUGCAUCAUCUGAAGAAGUUACUGAAUGGAUUAACAAAGAUAAUAUGGGGAAUCCUGAUGGCUCUAGACACAAUGGCGAUGGUGAAAAUCGCCUUUUACAAUCUCAAGAAGCCACCAGUUCCGGAAAUAGUGUCAACGUGAACCCAAGCAAUGAAAAAGCUAAAUAUUCAUUUAUUUGUGAAUGCUUCUUCAUGACUGCAAGGGUGCUUAAUCUGGGUUUGCUGAAAGCAUUUUCUGACUUUAAACAUUUAGUACAGGAUAUUUCAAGGUCUGAAGAGACUCUCUCCACACUCAAAAACAUGCAAGGCCAGUCAUCUUCUCCACAGUUAGAGAUGGAUAUAGCUCGCCUUGAGAAAGAAAUAGAGUUGUAUUCACAGGAAAAGCUUUGUUAUGAAGCUCAGAUACUAAGGGAUGGUACACUUAUACAGAGUGCUCUUUCUUUCUACCGAUUGAUGGUGGUGUGGCUAGUUCGCUUGGUUGGCGGAUUUAAAAUGCCUCUGCCCUUAACUUGCCCUACGGAGUUUGCUUCUAUGCCAGAGCAUUUUGUGGAAGAUGCCAUGGAAUUGCUUAUAUUUGCUUCCCGGAUUCCCAAAGCUUUGGAUGGGGUCUUGUUGGAUGAUUUUAUGAACUUCAUUAUAAUGUUCAUGGCAAGUCCAGAAUAUAUCAGGAACCCUUAUCUAAGAGCAAAGAUGGUUGAGGUCUUGAACUGCUGGAUGCCUCGCAGAAGUGGAUCAUCUGUUACUUCUACCCUAUUUGAAGGGCACCAACUGUCUCUUGAGUAUCUUGUGAGGAAUCUCUUGAAGCUAUACGUCGACAUCGAGUUCACUGGUUCUCACACACAGUUCUAUGACAAGUUUAACAUCCGCCACAAUAUCGCUGAACUUCUUGAAUAUCUGUGGCAAGUCCCUAGUCAUCAAAAUGCUUGGAAACAGAUUGCUAGGGAAGAGGAGAAGGGCGUUUACUUGAAUUUCUUAAACUUCUUGAUCAAUGAUAGCAUCUAUCUUCUGGAUGAAAGUCUUAACAAAAUUCUUGAACUCAAAGAACUAGAAGCUGAGAUGGCAAACACUGUAGAAUGGGAACGCAGGCCUGCUCAAGAGAGGCAGGAGAGGACCCGCCUAUUCCAUUCUCAAGAGAAUAUUAUCCGAAUUGAUAUGAAGUUAGCAAAUGAAGAUGUGAGUAUGCUGGCAUUUACUACAGAACAGAUUACGGCUCCUUUCCUACUUCCUGAGAUGGUUGAAAGGGUGGCCAGCAUGCUCAAUUACUUUUUGUUGCAAUUAGUAGGCCCUCAAAGAAAGUCUCUUAGUUUGAAAGACCCUGAGAAGUAUGAAUUCCGGCCAAAGCAAUUGCUUAAGCAGAUUGUAUACAUAUAUGUUCAUUUGGCGAAGGGUGAUACAGAAAAUAUUUUUCCAGCUGCCAUCUCAAAGGAUGGUCGGUCGUACAAUGAGCAGUUGUUUAGUGCUGCAGCGGAUGUCCUAAGGAGAAUUGGAGAAGAUGGGAGGGUCAUACAGGAAUUUAUCGAGCUUGGUGCCAAAGCCAAAGUUGCUGCUUCUGAGGCCAUGGACACUGAAGCUGUUCUCGGGGACAUACCAGAUGAAUUCCUUGAUCCAAUUCAGUACACUUUAAUGAAGGAUCCAGUUAUCUUGCCUUCUUCAAGAAUCACGGUAGACCGACCUGUCAUCCAAAGGCAUCUUCUUAGUGAUAAUUCAGAUCCAUUCAACCGCUCCCAUCUUACGGCGGACAUGCUGAUACCAGACAAUGAAUUGAAGGGAAGAAUACAAGAGUUCAUUAGGUCCCAAGAAUUGAAGAAGCGCGGGGAAGACCUAAGCAUGCAGAGCAGCAAGGCAACCAUACAGACCACAACUAGCGAAAUGCUAAUUGAUUAGGAGGAUAUAAGGUUAAUAUAAUAGGGGAUGAUUAAGAUUUAUAGCCUUUGGUGGAAAGUAACAGUGGAGGAAUUCUCCAAUAGGUUAUUGUAACUAUAAUCUAUUAUAAUAUAUUAUUUAGCCCGCUAAUGAUCCUAUAUAAUGUUCUACUUGUCUUGUAGAUAAAACUAUGACUUAUUCUUGAUGCUCCGUUUAGUUU